AAAUUCAGAAAACCUCAUAUCUUGUCUAUUUAAAACCAUAAAAAUUAUUCACAUCUCAAGAAAAUUGUCCGCCACUUCUAUGUACUCAUUCAUUUCCAAUUUCUUCUUCAUCUUUCAUCUUAUGAAACAUUGUUAGAGUCCUCCAUCACCCUGAAAAAUAUCACGUUCGAUUGAAUCUAUUAAGUUCAUAUCUUGAAUUCGUCACUCUGACUUUCCAGCAUGUCGGAUUACGAUUUCUCUUCCUCUAGGAGCUCACGUGCUUGGCAGUGGGUCAAAGUCAUAGUGAGUUUCGGUGUCCUAGCUUUGGUCCUAUGGAUAAGUCUACGUACCACAAAGCCUAAAUGUUCCAUUGGAGAUGUUUACGUGCGAGGCCUUGAUAAAUCGGUCAACUCCAGCAGCAACAUGACUAGCCGCGACAACCAUGUAUCAUUUCAACUCAAUUUGAACAAUGGAAUGAAGGACAAAAGCAUUCGCUACAAUGACAUUACACUUAAUUUCUACUAUGGUACAAAUACAAGUUACCCUAUAGGUAAUUAUACAUUUGAUGGAUUUAAACAAGGUAAAGGCAAAGAAACUUCUAAAAGUGGCAUGAUUGAGGCACAUAAUAUGCCAUGGGAUGAUGCAAUUAAGGUUGUUUCAAAUGGAUCAAAGGCAACAUUUAAAGUUGAAGUGAGUAGUAGAAUUAAGUACAAAAUUAUAUUUUGGUAUACUAAAAAACAUAAUUAUGUUGUGGAAAAAAAAGUUGAAGUUGAUAAUACUGGUAAAUCUAGUGCACAACAAAUUAGAUUUUGUUUUGGGGUUUUUGGAUUUACAUUAUUUGUUUUGUCAUUUUUAGUUUAAUUGUUUUUAGGGUUCAUGUCGAGGGCAUCUUUUGAUUAGUAAUUUAAGUUAGUGGACUUUUUGUUAUUCUUUAUUUCCAGGUUGUAAAGGACUACUUGCAUUGUUUAAUGUUCAUAUUUUAUUUUGUUUCAACAAUUAUUAAUGUAUGAUUCUUUACUUUUGUU
This is a messenger RNA of Capsicum annuum, 1004 nucleotides long. RefSeq names its product protein NDR1. Gene Ontology annotation, biological process: defense response to other organism. The coding region runs from base 220 to 840 and encodes 206 amino acids. The record is from RefSeq and is a predicted model, not a curated record. The transcript has a single exon. Lineage: Eukaryota; Viridiplantae; Streptophyta; Magnoliopsida; Solanales; Solanaceae.